Quercus robur (English oak) is the source of this 555-nucleotide messenger RNA. RefSeq lists its product as uncharacterized. The transcript has a single exon. The record is from RefSeq and is a predicted model, not a curated record. Bases 1 to 555 code for a protein of 184 amino acids. Lineage: Eukaryota; Viridiplantae; Streptophyta; Magnoliopsida; Fagales; Fagaceae.
AUGGAUGAAUUGAAUUUGAACUCUGCUUGGUAUGACAUCAAGAUUAUCUAUCAUUACCCACAAGAAGUUCUUCAUGAACAGAUAAAUUACGAGUAUAUGGCGAUCAAAGAAGAUAAACAUGUAAAGAUGAUAUUUAAUAGGAUCCAGAAAAUGCCCCAAGUAAAUGCUGCUGAGUUGUACAUAAGUUCAGAGCCGCUUGCAGAAGUUGAUACUGAGGUGGUGCAACAAACAACUAUGUCUUUACAAUUUACAACCCUAAAUGAUGGAUGCACUACAAUGGGAGGUUAUACGUUCCCAUCUCAAGAUCAUGUUGCCAAUACUAGUGAAACCCUCCAUCUUGAAGAGACACAUUUAGAGGAGGAAGACGAAGACGAAGACGAAGAUCAUGCUGCGAAUGAUGGUGAAAAUAUUGAUGAUGUGGAUGAGUAUGAAGAGAGGAUUGACCAAGGUGACUUUGAGAAUGAUGUGGAUGACCAUGAAGUCGUUGCCAAUUUUGAAGAGGAAAAUAUGGAGUAUCAUGAUAAAGGUGAUGCAGACGAAGAUAUUGGCGUUUAG